This is a messenger RNA of Pantherophis guttatus, 2318 nucleotides long. It is a transcript of the gene GTF3C5, whose product is annotated as general transcription factor IIIC subunit 5. Gene Ontology annotation, molecular function: RNA polymerase III type 1 promoter sequence-specific DNA binding; RNA polymerase III type 2 promoter sequence-specific DNA binding. NCBI's taxonomy places the organism in Eukaryota, Metazoa, Chordata, Lepidosauria, Squamata, Colubridae. Gene Ontology annotation, biological process: transcription initiation at RNA polymerase III promoter. Gene Ontology annotation, cellular component: transcription factor TFIIIC complex. The record is from RefSeq and is a predicted model, not a curated record.
CGGCACCGACCCAGCCAUGGAAGCCUCCUCCGUAGAGGGUGGCGAGCAGGACCGGAGCCCCGGGGCGGGGGGCGGCGGCGGCGGCGGCAGCGGUCCCGUGCUUUCGGAGCUGCAGCGAGAGAAGCGGCUGGUGUGCGUGGAGUUCCCCGGCGUGGUGCAGGACGUGGGCAAGACCCUGAUGACUCUGGGGGGAGAAGAGGGGGUCUCCCGGAUUUAUGCCGAUCCCAGCAAAAGACUUGAACUGUAUUUCCGUCCCAAAGAUCCUUACUGCCACCCAGUGUGUGCCAAUCGUUUCCCUACCUCUUCAAUGCUGUUCAAAGUGAAAAAGAAAACAAGGAGGAAACGGACAGAGGAAGGAAGUCUGGAAGAAGAAAUAAAGUUUGAAGUGGAGAUACUUGGUGUCAUUUCCACCGUUUAUAAAUUUCAAGGUAUGUCUGAUUUCCAAUACUUGGCGAUGCAUUCAGAGCCAGACGGUAAACAAACAUCAAUGUAUAACAAAGUCUUGAUGCUCAAGCCAGAAAAAGAAGAUUUUUUUAUGAGCGAGUUGCCACUUUAUAUUCCUCCACCCAUUUUCUCACGCCUGGACACUCCUAUCGAUUAUUACUAUCGGCCAGAUACACAUCACAGGGAAGGCUAUCGCAACCCUCCCCUGUCGAGCGAGAAUCUGAUCGGCCUGAGCAGGGCGCGGCGUCCUCACAACGCUAUCUUUGUCAACUUUGAGGAUGAAGAGGUCCCCUCGAAGCCGUUGGAGGCGGCCGUGCAGACGUGGAAAAAAGUCUGCAGCAACAUCGUGGAUCACCAAGCGGAAGAAGAGCUGAAGAAACUUUUCGAACUUCGUCCCGUGUGGUCCCGCAAUGCAGUGAAAGCCAACAUCAGUGUCCACCCUGACAAACUGAAACUGUUACUACCUUAUUUGGCUUAUUACAUGCUCACGGGACCCUGGAGAAGCCUGUGGGUUCGUUUCGGUUACGAUCCUAGGAGGCACCCCGAAGCAAAGAUCUACCAGGUUCUGGAUUUCAGGAUUCGCUGCGGCAUGAAAUACGGGUACACCCCGAACGACAUGCCAGUGAAAGCCAAACGCAGCACCUACAACUACAGCCUGCCGAUCACUUUAAAAAAACCAGGAAAUCACGGCCUCGGCAUCCAAGACUUAAAACAGGGGCUCAGCACAUCUGGAACAUCAGGUGCAAAAUCACCAUUUAUGAGCAAAUACAAACUUAAGGAUUCCAUAUAUACCUUUGAGGAAGGGUCUCUGCCCCCUUAUCGACAGAUGUUCUACCAGCUGUGUGAUUUGAAAGUGGAAAGCUUGCAGAAGAUCAUCCAUCGAAAUGACAACAUGGAGGCGGCUUGUACGGAGCGGGACGGCUGGUGUCUUCCGAAGACCAACGAUGAGUUGAGGGACACCAUGUCGCUGAUGAUAAGGCAGAUAAUCCGAUCCCAAAGGCCAGCUCUGUUCAGAAACCCGUCCAGUGCCACAGAGGGCAAAGAGCAGCUGACUUUUGAAUCUGGAGAAGAGGAAGAGGAGGAGGAAGAGGAAGAGGUUUUCAAACCUUCGGACGGGAGUGAAAAUGAAAUGGAGACCGAAAUUCUUGACUACGUCUAACAUGAUGGGGCUGGUGGGCUGGACUGGUUCUUGGGGGGGGGAGGAAUUUGUUUUGCUCUUUUUUGGGGAGGGGGCAGGGGGGAAGGACAGAAGAAAGGAAGAAACCCAUCAAUCCAACCAAUGAGUCAAUGAACCCAUCAACUCAACCAACGCGCCAACCCAAUCAACUCACCAACACAACACGUUGCAUUUCCUAAAUAAUCUCUCUUUCCUAAAUAUCUUUCCUAAAGAGCUCAGCGAUAGUUGGGUUUUUUGUCGCUUCCUCGAUGCAGCCGUCCUUCCAUCAUUGGAUUCAAAUGUAGAUACGAGACUCUAAUUUUGGGGGAAUUUCUUUGGCAUUUUAGCAUUUUUUUGCAAUCGAGGGCCAAAGCCCAUCUACGUCCGUCAACUUCGUCUCCUGGAGUCUUCUUCUGGAUCGGCCACACUCUUGAAAUUCCAACCAAGGCCAUAUGGUUAUCUCAGGCCUUCAACAACAGCAGGCAAAAUUAUAAUUUCAUUCCUACGAGGACUGAAGUUGUUCCUGUCCUUCUCAAAUAAAAUAGUCACUUGGAAUUUCUUUUGUGACUCCUUGAGAAAAAGAAAUCUGUGAUUCAAUCGUUUGGAGUUUUGUGGGACAUCAAAUGGGCAGUGUAAGAAAUGUUCACUCCUUUGUAUAGCGAUAAAGAGAUUUCUUUUUCAGCUCGAGCGCAAAUAAAAGAGAUUGGUGCCUUCAAAA